Messenger RNA from Pisolithus orientalis, 1590 nucleotides. RefSeq names its product Alpha/Beta hydrolase protein. Gene Ontology annotation, molecular function: palmitoyl-(protein) hydrolase activity. NCBI's taxonomy places the organism in Eukaryota, Fungi, Basidiomycota, Agaricomycetes, Boletales, Pisolithaceae. The transcript is spliced from 9 exons. Gene Ontology annotation, cellular component: membrane. The record is from RefSeq and is a predicted model, not a curated record. Bases 85 to 1254 code for a protein of 389 amino acids.
CUCUAAGUGAGCAGCACCAUAGCAACUUUGAGGUGCACUUUUGUGUCUUCACCAGCCUUGUUGGUGACAAAACAUGGCCAAACCAUGGUAAAGCGGGCCAUAUUAACUGAGUACAGCUUGUGUGCGGCGGUCUGCCAAGCAAUGACCUGUUGCAAGACAAUGUCUCAGUCAAUAGCGGCAUUCUGGGAGUUCACAAGGGGCCUAGCGACUGUCUGUGCGGAAGUUGGGACAAUAGGUAUGAUAGACUGUUUGUCUUCACCGGGUGGCGUUCGACAAAUACUCGUCCAUCCAGGUUGUAGACUAUUAUACUAUGGCCAGAACUAUCUCAUAUAUCCCUCUGCAUUUCCUCCGGAAUCACGCACUGAGGCUCCCACACCUGAUAUGUAUGGUCUUCAUUACGAAGGCGUUGAGCUGAAGACGGAGGACGGCGUGUUGCUGCGGUGCUAUCUCCUGACACAACGAAAGGAGGUUGUUCGUCGAUAUGCGCUGCAGAUCCUGGUUAACGAUGAGAUGUCGGACGACGAGUUCGCAGCAACGCGUCCUACGAUCCUCAUGUUCCACGGUAAUGGAGGCAACCUCGGACAGAGAAUACCGCUUGCACGCAUGUUCUAUAAUGAGAUGCGUUGCAACGUCUUUAUGCUCUCUUACAGAGGUUACGGCGACUCCGAAGGAAGACCAUCAGAGUCAGGCCUCUGCAUAGACGCACAAACCGCGCUGGACUAUAUCCUCGCUCAUGCGAACCUGCGGGGAACCCCCAUAAUCCUGUACGGACAAUCACUUGGAGGCGCCGUCGCUAUCCACCUUGCAAGUCGGAACCCAUCCAAGAUCCAUGCACUUAUCCUCGAGAAUACCUUUACCUCUUUUCCCCAAGUUAUCCCCCACGCUACUCCAAUCCCUUCUCCCCUUACAAUCCUGUGUCACCAGAAAUGGGACUCAGCAUCAAAGCUUCCACUCAUCCCCCGUGAAACGCCGAUUUUGAUGUUAAGCGGUGAGAGAGACGAAGUUGUUCCCCCACAGCAUAUGACAGAGUUAUGGGAGAUUGCGUCUAGGAGGCAGGGGAUAAAAGUGGACAGUAGAGAUGGGAAUGGAGGCGCUCCAGUAGGCUCAGGUGAGCCAAACGGUGAGCCGAACUCCGAAGUGGGGAAUGCAAGGUCGAGGUUCGUGAAGUUGCCAGACGGGUAUCACAACAAUACUUUUAUGCAGAUGGAUUAUUGGCAUGCUGUCAAGGAGUUCGUGGCAAGCCUGUGUUCAUGAAUUCCUCGCUAGGCCGUCCUCUCUCACCACUCUUCGCGUGCUGGCGCUGGCACUGUCAAGAUAUUAUGCACACUACAGGCCAGUGAUGCUCCAAUGGAAACGGACUGAUACCUAAUGGUUCCCUAUACUACGACCCUCUUGAUACAAUCGCUCACAUCUUUUCUCGUUAUUGGUCGAUAUUAUGGCCGUUGUCGGAUGUAAGUGUAACAUAGUUUAAAUACGUUUUCUUUCACAUCGGACUGGCCACCACCAGUGUGUCACAUGGAGCGAGUUGACGGAGUCACCCAAAUGCACACACUGCAGACUUGGAUUUCAGGGAAAUAGAUAUCAUCAAAG